Molecule: messenger RNA, 6846 nt
Organism: Acanthochromis polyacanthus (spiny chromis)
Lineage: Eukaryota; Metazoa; Chordata; Actinopteri; Pomacentridae
Exons: 5
Coding region: 5758-6846 (362 amino acids)
Source: RefSeq, a predicted model, not a curated record
CGUGUCCUUGUUCCUCUUUUAGCACACAUCACACAGUAUUACAAUGAAUAAGAACAUUCAAUCAUCAAAUACAAUCAUUUUCAUAACAAGCUGCUGUGGAGGCAAAACCUUUUUGUUCUUUGCAAUAAAUCUUUUGUUCUUUUAUUCAGAGCUCUGAAGGUACAGGUGACACAGAGUGCAAAGCAGUCUAUGUGUCAAGUCAAACUGGAAGGAGCUGAAAACUCAAAGGAGAAGCAUUUACGCACAGGUCCUACACUCAGCUGGGGCGGAAACAAUCUGCGGCUGCAGGUUUGCCACCGGCGGCAAAAAAGGGGACACACACAGCACUGAGGAGGAACUGAGAAUGAAUGACCGCAUUCAAACAAAGUGGCCAUGAGUUUCUGUUGGGAAAGCAUCAAGAUCUGCGGCAAACUGUGCAGGAUUGCCUUCAUCUCCAAAAUCCGGGUUGCAGCCGGUGAUUGGCAGGAGGAGGAGAGUCUGACGGAGGAGCAGAGGAAUGUUGGCAGCCAUUUAGUCUGAGCUCAACAACGGAGGAAACAUGGAUUCUUCACAAAAAAACGGAACAGAUGGACAAAACUCUCAGACUUGUCAGCACUCUGCCAAUGGUGAACAGUGCUGCUUUGACCAGUCUGGACCAACGUCCAACCAACAAGGAACCCUACAACGACACCAGCGUAUGCACACUGGACACAAACUGAACCCCUGCCAAGAAGAUUUGUCCAUGCAGGGUUCAGUAAAAGUUCAUGAAGUCCUCCACAAACUUAAAGUCCUUGAGAUCCGGCUUCACAGAAUUCAGGUCUAAUUUCUUUGUUUAGUGUCUUCGUUGCUUCGUUGCAAAAUCCAUUAAGAGGAAAGCUGUCAUUAACAGACGUGACUGUAAAUUAAUUAAACCAUUCAAAGUGGUUACUCAGUUAAAUGAAUUAUCAGUGGUAGAGGGAUAGACGUCUGGAUGGAGGCAGUGAGCAGCAGGGCGAAUUUCCUCAAUUAACACCUUAAUGGUUCCUGAGAUCCCUCUGGGCUGCAGGAACCCGUUAGAUGCAGAGCUGGUUCAGUGAUUGUCUGAUGAUUAAUCAUAAUUAAUUGAGGAGAUUACUGGCCUUAGGAUUCCUAUCUAUCUAUCUAUCUAUCUAUCUAUCUAUCUAUCUAUCUAUCUAUCUAUCUAUCUAUCUGUCUAUCUGUCUAUCUGUCUGUCUGUCUGUCUGUCUGUCUGUCCAAACUUUCUCAGCUAAAACAUCUGCACCUCUGCUUCUGUGUGAAGUAGUCAUUACAGGAGAGAAAGUGUAGAAAAUCUGACAGAUUUUGUCAAGUGGUCCAGAAAAAUCUGACUACCCCUACAACUUCUCUCCUGUAAUGAUAGUAAUAAGUAAUACAUAGUUGAUACUUCACACAGCAGUAGCAGAGGUGCAGAUGUUGUAUCAUAUUGUGAACUGGCCCUAUAAAAAUAACAACAAUAACAAAUUACUUUAUACUUAAGAACGAUACUUAUAUUAAAGACUUUAUACAUAAAUACCAGACAUAUUUUGAUGCCAUAUCUUGCAUUCUUAGGGGAGUCUGAUUUUAAGUAAGGAGAUAUGAAGUUUUCUAAGUGAACAAUUAUUUUAUGACACGUGUAGAACACUGAUGGAAUGUGAACAAUAUUUGGCGACUACACCCUGUCCUGUCCUGAUGUCCUCAUAGGAGUGAAGCUGAGCGUAGCAUAGAAUCUCCCCGAUGCCAUUUAGGGUGCGCACAUACGGAUGAGAAGAGGAGGAGAAACAUGUCACCUAAUCAUAUUUAACAGGAAAACAUGUCUGCAGGUCAGCACUUAGUCACAUUUAACCCAAAAACAACAGCAAAAGCAGUAAACGUACGACAGAAAAACCUGUCAAGUGGGCACAGAGUGAAAAGUAAGUCUCACGCGAAGGGGGAGUCAGAUUUUUCCGGGGAGUGUGAAAAUUGCACAACACCUGGGUUAGUCUGUAUCCUUUUUUCUGAUUGGCUGAGACGAGACACGUGACAGUGUGCAUCUAUUAAUGAUCGGAAGCAUUCAGGUCGUUCCGGUUAUACUCGGUAGCGCUCUUCAGUAAAGGAGACGCAGUUUGUUAUUUUCUUUGAUUAUCGCUCGGCAAAUUACAAAAAAGUUGCAAGUUAACCCUUUUUUCACAUUUAUUAGGCAAAAUUAGCUUCGCCAUCGUGGCUAAACACGCUAAAAAUGGCUUUGCCAUCCUGAGGAAGGCUUCGCCUAUGGAGAAGUGGAGAAUGGCUAGCGCAAGCACAGAGACACCCUGAAAAUUUGACACAAUCUUAAAUAUUAUGAAAUAUUUGUUGAAAAGUCUUUUUGUGUGUUUCUAAGGGUGUGGCUGCAUCAGAAAGACACAAAUACAAAUGAUAUUUUUUUGGUUUGUUGUUUACAAGAAAUAUUUUAUGGAACCAGUCAAUUUUCAGUUUUAAUGUCUUUUAUUAGGAUGUGUUUAGUUUUAUGAUUGUACUAAAAUAAAUGACUCUUGAAGACCUCAAAGUGAUUCUUAAUGCAGUAUUUCACAAAUGUAUGGGAUGUCCAAUCCACUGCUGUAUUUAACAGCAAUCUGAUCUGCUGAUGUUAGCAAGACAAACAAGUGAAGGUUUCAGGCUUUUAUCUAGAAUUGUUCUUGAGAUAUUCAUCUUCAAACAGCCUCAAAUUUCAAUGUGAGAAAAUAAAAAAAAACGAGUGAAACUGGGUCUGCAGUCCACUGAAAAACCUCUAAGAAAGUGUCUGACAUACUGAGCUAAUAUUUCAUAGAUAGCAUUGUAAAUCUCCACAGUUUAUGAUUUAAAAAAAAAAGUUUUUUUGGGAGAUGGUCAAUGAUUUGAAACGGAGUUUGUCCCCUAGAGGACAAAUGGCACAAUCACAGAAUGAGGGUAUGUUUUGAAAAAAUAUCAUUCAAAAUUUGUCCAGAGAAGUGACUACAAUUUGAAUUUUAAUACACUUAACCAAGUGCUAUAGGUGGGGAAAAAAACAUGUUUAUGCAGCAUGAUGUUGCUUUGUGAUGUUGCAACUGACAUGCUGAUUUCAAAAUGGAAGCAUUUUAAUUUCUAAUGCUCUCAUAGAAGAUGACUGGUCAAUAAAAUUUACUCCUGUGACUCUGAUGUCAUGCAGAGUCUUUAUGCUAUGAUGUGGAAAGGGUGAAAGAAGACAGACUGGACAUUUCUGAGUGAAACUGAACAUGGCAUGUACUGAUUCAUAAAAACAAGUGUAUUAUCUUUAAUCAAGCCUUACAUAGUAUUUACUAGCUGAAGUACUUCGGUUUUGAACACAAGAAUUACUUGUCAAGACGACGUUGACUGGAGCUCUGCUACAGAAAGGCAGUUCAUUUUCUGCUGGGGUUCAUAACAUACAAGAUUUCUCAAAUCUACAGAGAUGUUUUUGAUUUGAAAUUAGGGUUACCUUAAAUUAAUAAUAUAUAUUUUUUGAUACUUUCUCUAAAAAACUCUAAAAAAGCUUCAGGUGUAGCUGCUGGAAAAGAGCCUGCAAGUCACAUGGUGGGACAUGUGAACAUAGUUCAAUAAGAAAAUCAAGCCUGUUACAGUGUUGCUCAAGUCCCCUCUGUUAAAUGGCAUCAAAACAAUGGUCAACGUGAACAAAUCAUGAGUGUUGACAUUGCACUCACAACAGUACCUCUCAACUGUUCUAAUUUUGAUCUAUUUAGGAGAACAAUGUAAUGAGUGCACCGAGAGAUCCAAUACAGGGAGCUUUCCUUUUUCAAAGAUCAUUAGAAGGACAGAACCAGGGACGGACUGGCCAUUGGGCAAUGUGAGCAAAUGCCACUGUGGCUGCCUGGUCAUGCGACUGCCACCAGGCAGCAUCACAAACAAAUAAAUAAAUGAAAAUAUAAAGCGGGGCGGAGCAGCCGCAUCAAUAGACGGCCGCAAAUGAUUAGGCUAAAUAAAUAAAUAAAGCGGACCGGCUGCGUCAAUAGGCGGCCACAAAUCAAUAAAUGAAUAAAUAAAAAUAAUAAAAAACAAAGUGGAGCUGAAGGCGCCCACAAAAAAGAGGGAAAAAAGCAAACAAAAAAAACAGCCUGUUAACUGUAACAAAUAAUAGGCCUACUCAACUAAACAAUGAUAAUGACGUUUUUUAUUUGUAUGGUUGUUUGAAUAUGUUAGAAUAUUAACAUGACUUAUCUUCUAUAAUUUCUGUUUUAUGGACAAUACAAAUAUAAAGUGUUUUAUUUUUGAAGUAGAAAAAAAAUGAAAACAUGUUAAAAAGAAGGGGUAUUCAGACCAUCUGUAUUUUUUUAUUUUUCUGAAGAUUUAUUCUUGAUUUUUAUUCUUUGAUAUCUUAAAAUCGAGAGGUUAAUAUUUCUAGAAUUGCAACAGGUUGGGAGCUGAAGCCUUGUGGUGACACUAUAUAUUGCUCCAUGAUAAAAAAUGAUUAGCUCAUUCUUACAGCUAUUUAAAAAAAUACUGAAAACAUUGUAUUCGAUUAAAAUGUAAUUAAAAAAAAAUGUUAAAUGUCAUCAGGGUUUUCAGAAUCGCUCUUUGUCUGGUCCCUCACCUAGAGCCAAUUUACCAGUGGCUAUUGCCCCGGAGAACAUAGCUCCCAGGAUCACAGGGACACUCAAACCCCUCCACCGCGAUAAGGUGGCGAUUCUUUAGAGGGGAACACAGAACACACAGGACGCAGGACAUGACGCAGGACAGGACACAAGACAGGACACAAGAGAGAACACAAGACAGGACACAAGAGAGAACACAAGACAGGACACAAGACAUGACACAAGACAGGAGAGGAAAGGAAAGGAAAGGAGGAAUAGAAAGAAUAAAAAGAAUAAAAAGAAAGAGUAGUAGGGAAAGGAAAGGUUGUUCAAAGCCAACACCACAGCUUCAUCAAAAGAUGGAUAUUGUACAUUCAUGGCUGCCUCCAGCAGCUUUUCUGCAGAGCCAAACAUAUUUUGAAGGUCCUUGAACAUGGCCUUCGACAUUUUGUCCAUCUUCUGGGUCAUUUGAAUUAUUUGUUUCGGUGGUGGUGUUGACACUAAAAAAAUUUACACAAAUUAAAGGGUGAUUUUGGAGAAUGCCGACGCCAGUGUGCUCAUUGCAUCAGGAACCUUAGGACUUGAUAGCUGGACAUUUGUGGUCAGCUGGUGGCCAGUCUGGGGGCCACUACGACUACCUUGGUUGCUGCUGACUCUGUUGUCUCUUGGCUGGAGCAAAUUUCCACUGGAACUUCAAUGGUUCUGUGGGCGUCUCUGGUGUACAUUGUUGAACUUGCCCCUGCGGUUCUGCUGUGGUCUGAACCGUUGCUGGUUGUCCCUUUUUACUUGGCAUUUGCAGUGACAGAAUUUGCCACUGUGCUGUCUCUGUGCAAAGCCUGCACGAGAAGCGUUUCUGUAAAAGGGUCUGCGAUGAUAAUCAGCUUGGUACGCUGGUCUGUUGUACCAAGUGGGCCUUGGAUUGGUCAGCCUUUGGUAGCUGGGAUACCUCUGCCAAGCCCAUGCACGACCAGUGUUCCACUGCCUGCGUGCAACUCGAUUCCUGGUGUUGCGGCUGGCAUGGGGUUGUUGUCUUGCAACGCUCACCCCUUGAGGCCCACAUCGUUGCACAGCUGCAGGAGGGCGCUGCCUUCUUUGAAACUGGGCGCGCUGUUCAUGUCUGUGAUUUGCCUUCCUAUCAGAGGAAUUUCUGUUGGGUGCCGAGUCAGAGUUUCUACCAUGGCUGAGAUGUGACAGUUGGUCAGCCAUUCUUCUGUUAAACGGAACGGCGCGGUAUGGUUUUUUACUUUUAGUCGAACCAUUGUCGAUGGCUCUUCUGUUGGUUCCGCUCAUGUCUUGGUCUCCGGAGGUGCAGCUACCUGGGUUGCUGCUCCGAGUUGUUCCAAUGGCAGGUUUUGCCUUGGAAACAUCGUCUUCCUCAUCCGGUGAGCCUGUGAUUUUUCGGCGGCUGGCAAGCAGUUCAUGUCUGCGAUAUUUACGCAGUGCCUGCAAAUCCAUGGAGGCGAUGGCUCUUCUCUUGCUUCCUCUCAUAUCUGGGUGUCUGGAGGUGCAGCUACCUGGGUUGCUGCUCCGAGUUGUUCCAAUGGCAGGUUUUGCCUUGGAAACAUUGUCUUUCUCGUCCAGUGAGCCUGUGAUUUUUCGGCGGCUGGCAAGCAGUUCAUGUCUGCGAUAUUUACGCAGUGCCUGCAAAUCCAUGGAGGCGAUGGCUCUUCUCUUGCUUCCUCUCAUGUCUGGGUGUCUGGAGGUGCAGCUACCUGGGUUGCUGCUCCGAGUUGUUCCAAUGGCAGGUUUUGCCUUGGAAACAUUGUCUUUCUCGUCCGGUGAGCCUGUGAUUUUUCGGCGGCUGGCAAGCAGUUCAUGUCUGCGAUAUUUACGCAGUGCCUGCAAAUCCAUGGAGGCGAUGGCUCUUCUCUUGCUUCCUCUCAUGUCUGGGUGUCUGGAGGUGCAGCUACCUGGGUUGCUGCUCCGAGUUGUUCCAAUGGCAGGUUUUGCCUUGGAAACAUUGUCUUUCUCGUCCAGUGAGCCUGUGAUUUUUCGGCGGCUGGCAAGCAGUUCAUGUCUGCGAUGUUUACGCAGUGCCUGCAAAUCCAUGGAGGCGAUGGCUCUUCUCUUGCUUCCUCUCAUGUCUGGGUGUCUGGAGGUGCAGCUACCUGGGUUGCUGCUCCGAGUUGUUCCAAUGGCAGGUUUUGCCUUGGAAACAUUGUCUUUCUCGUCCAGUGAGCCUGUGAUUUUUCGGCGGCUGGCAAGCAGUUCAUGUCUGCGAUGUUUACGCAGUGCCUGCAAAUCCAUGGAGGCGAUGGCUCUUCUCUUGCUUCCUCUCAUGUCUGGGUGUCUGGAGGUGCAGCUACCUGGGUUGCUGCUCCGAGUUGUUCCAAUGGCAGACUAUUUCCUCUGA